AUGUCGCGGUCCAAGUGGACCGAGGAGGAGGACCGCAUUCUGACCGAGGCGGUGAUGGCGUAUGGUGAGGGCGACUGGCAGUCGGUGGCAGCGUGUCUGGACAACCGCACAGGGCAGCAGGUGCUGCAUCGGUGGUGCAAGUCCAUUAAUCCGGCGAUCAAGUCUGGGCGGUGGGACCGCGACGAGGACGCGGCGCUGCAGGCGGCUGUGCGGCUGUACGGUGUGGGGCAGUGGACCAAAAUUGCAAAGCACGUGCCGGGCCGCACCGACGUCAAGUGCCGCGAGCGGUACAUGAACGUGCUGGCGCCCGAGGUCAACAACAAGCAGUGGACGCCCGACGAGGACGACCGGCUGAUCGCAAUCGUCAACCGUGUGGGCAUCGGCAAGUGGUCGUAUGUGGCCGACGUGCUGGGCGGCCGCACCGACAACCAAUGCUGGCGGCACUGGCGCAGCCUGCACAAG
Messenger RNA from Linderina pennispora, 462 nucleotides. RefSeq lists its product as uncharacterized. Lineage: Eukaryota; Fungi; Kickxellomycota; Kickxellomycetes; Kickxellales; Kickxellaceae. The annotation marks the transcript as partial. The transcript has a single exon. The record is from RefSeq and is a predicted model, not a curated record.